Messenger RNA from Elgaria multicarinata webbii, 1236 nucleotides. RefSeq names its product protein SCO2 homolog, mitochondrial (gene SCO2). Bases 66 to 1055 code for a protein of 329 amino acids. Gene Ontology annotation, biological process: mitochondrial respiratory chain complex IV assembly. The transcript has 2 exons. Lineage: Eukaryota; Metazoa; Chordata; Lepidosauria; Squamata; Anguidae. The record is from RefSeq and is a predicted model, not a curated record.
CCAGGCAAGCUGCGGAGGAGGAAUCCGCCUGCAGGAGGAGGGGAGAACCCGGAACUCUUUCUGGGAUGCUUCGGUCCUUCCGCAACCUGAGCCCUCGGCGUGUGGCACCAUGCACCACCCUCUGGGGGAGAGACCAGUUUGACUGCAAGCAAGCCAGCAACCGCCUCCAGCCUGCCUGCCGUAGCCAGCUGGCAUAUUUGGCCAGUGGUACGAGCUGGCGGCUACCUCUGUUGAAUGUCUGGGAUAUGGGCGGCACCAGCGUUUCUGACCCUGCCCGUGCAGCAGCAGCAGCAGCAGCCCAGGGCAUCCUUGCUGGAGCGAGAGCGGCUUGCUACCAUAGCAGGACAGGGGGGCACGGGACUGGCCAGAGGCCUUUCUCUCAGGGGGGCUCCCCAAGUCCCAGCUCUGGCCCCCGGCUCCAGCUGAGGACUCGGCUAGCCAUCACCUUUCUCUUUGGGGGUGGGGUCCUGGCGGGUUGGUUGUACCUGCGGGCGGAGAAGGUGCGGAGUGAGCAACUGAGGCGCAUCGAGGAACUGAAGAAGGUGGCCAUUGGACAGGGGAGCUUCCACCUGGUGGACCACACGGGGAAGCCCUGUUCCAAAGAUGACUUGAAGGGCAGCUGGGUCUUGCUCUAUUUCGGCUUCACCCACUGUCCCGAUAUCUGUCCCGAUGAGCUGGAGAAAAUGAGCCGCGUGGUGGAGCUGCUGGACCAAGAGGCACGGCUGCCUCGCAUUCAGCCCGUCUUCAUCACGGUUGAUCCUGAGCGGGACGAUGUGGAGGCCAUGGCCAAGUAUGUGCGGGAGUUCCACCCACGACUCAUGGGGCUGACCGGCACCCCGGAACAGGUGCGUGAAGCCGGCCGGGCCUACCGGGUCUACUACAGCACCGGGCCCAAAGACGAGGACAACGACUACAUUGUGGAUCACACAGUGAUCAUCUACCUGCUCAGCCCAGACGGACUCUUCUUGGACUAUUAUAACCGAAGCAAGUCUGACACCAAGAUUGCUCAGAACAUCAGGGGCCACAUGGAAACCUACAAGAGCCUCUUUAGCUGAGCCAAGGGGGGGGGGGGUGCAGCCUCCGUGCGGGCAAGCAGCGCUUUGAGGGUUGUAUUCUACUUGAACGUGCCCUACUCUCUCGAAGGGGGGGGCAAUUAUGUUCAAGGACUUCUUGUGAUGAUGCGUUUCGAAGGCGAUGCAAAAAGAAAAAAAUAUUAUGCUUUGAAUUGGCAUUACA